Kwoniella botswanensis is the source of this 1515-nucleotide messenger RNA. RefSeq lists its product as uncharacterized. NCBI's taxonomy places the organism in Eukaryota, Fungi, Basidiomycota, Tremellomycetes, Tremellales, Cryptococcaceae. The coding region runs from base 1 to 1515 and encodes 504 amino acids. Gene Ontology annotation, molecular function: N,N-dimethylaniline monooxygenase activity; flavin adenine dinucleotide binding; NADP binding. The transcript is spliced from 4 exons. The record is from RefSeq and is a predicted model, not a curated record.
AUGCACGUCGCCAUCGUGGGAGCAGGCUACUCUGGUUUAGCUGCAGCGACCACCAUGUUAUCGUUUGGUCACUCGGUCGUCAUCUUCGAGUCGUCGCCCGAUGUCGGAGGGGUAUGGUCAUCAACGAACCACUAUCCAGGUUUGAAAGCACAGAAUACCAGAGAUACCUACUGCUUCUCGACUCUACCCAUGCCCAAGGAACACCCUUUACAUCCCGACGGCCAACAAAUCCAAGCUUAUCUCGAGUUGUAUGUCAAGAGGAACAAGUUGGAUCAAGAAGGAAGGUUGAAGUUGAAUACGAGGGUGGUUAAAGCAGAGAAGAGAGACGAUGGCUGGAUACUGGAGGUUCGCUCAAAUGAUCAUCAGAGUCAGCUACUGCCCUUCGACUACCUCAUCUGCGCUGCUGGGGUGUUCAAUCAACCGAAGAUCCCAAAAUUCAACAGUAUCGACACCUUCAUCUCGUCUGGCGGUGUCAUCGUGCAUACUUCAGACCUUCAUAGAUUGGCUGAGCUGAAAGACAAGGAUGUCCUGAUCGUUGGAUUUGGUAAAUCAGCUUGUGAUGUAGCUGUAGAGGCGACAUCAGCCUCUAAGUCAGUCACUAUUGUUGCAAGAGAUGUCAUCUGGAAACUACCCACCUAUGUUGGAGGAGUGGUUCACUAUUCAUAUCUGCUCUUGACUAGAUUCGGAGAAGCUCUCUUUCCUUAUAUCCGACCCUGGUCAUCUCAACGAUUCCUCAACUAUGGAUACGGUCGACCUAUCCGAGCGUUCAUCAUGGGAUUGGUCAGUCUCGUCAUCAUCGUUCAGCUCAAACUCGUCAACUUAGGAUUAUUACCCAACAAGCCAUUCGAAACGAUUGCUAGGUCAAGUGUAUCAUUGGCUACUCCUGGAUUCGUCGAUGCGGUCAAAGAGAAUAAGCUUAGAGUUGAGAGAGGUGUCACAGUAGAAUCUUUAGGAGAUAGAAAAGUGGUGCUGUCGAACGGUAAACAGCUAGAUGCAGAUGUGUUAGUUUGUGGUACGGGAUGGAAGCAUGGUAUCCCUUGUUUCCUCCCUCAAAAUCACAGAGAUAAGAUCCUCAACCAAUUGGGUGACUGGGUACUUUACAACCAUAUUUUACCGAUCGAUAUACCAGGUCUGGCCUUUAUAGGUUACAGCUCAUCGAUCUUCUGUCCUCUUACCGCCGAAAUUUCAUCACUGUGGUUAGCCGCUCAUCUCGACAACUUACCUGAAUUGAUCAGAGAGGUCCCAAGCAAAAGUCAACAACGAGCUCAAGCGGAAGAAGAGGUCGAAUGGAUGAGGAAGAGGACGGAAGGUCAUCAUGCGAACGGAACGAGCAUUGUACCAUUCUCUUUGUCAAAUAUUGAUGAGAUGCUGAGAGAUUUAGAUUGUGGAAUUGGGUGGUUUGACUGGCUGAGGGAGUGGGUGUUGCCUGUUAAUCCUGGUAGUUAUUCUCACAUCUUGCCUACGGUCAUUCGACGACGAGAUAAGCUGAGAGCGGAACAAAAGAAGGGGGAUUGA